UUACUGAUCUUUACCUAAUCAAUGAUAAUGAUAAUACUGUAUACAAGCCAGCCAUGUUGCAGUGUACGUGUAUGUGUAGAGUCAACUCUAGAUCUAUCAAGCUUUUCUCUCGUUUUACAAGUGCUUUGAGCUCUGGGACUGCACAGGCAAGAAGGUUGAGGCUUCCCUCAGCUGCAGCAAAGCCUAAUACAGUGAUCGCUGGCGUCUUUUCUGCAAUUCAGCCUGCAUUUCACAGCCAUCUGCUAGCUACAAGACAGCUCAGCUACGACAAUGUAGAACAUGAUCAAUUUAUUGAGGCUGUGAAAACAGAGUUGAAAACGGGUGAUGGGUACGUAAAGGAUCGGCAAUUGUCCUUCCUUUCCUCAAUAACCAGUGACGUAUCAGAUGUUACGGUUCAACUACUGAAGAAACUGAACUCUGAAACGAACCUGUCUGGAGCCGAGGUGUACGACUUGGCAGUUGCUGUGUUUCAAUCCAGAGACCGACUCACAGAUGCUGGAAAUAUUGCAACUACACUGUUUGAAUACAGUGGAGAACUUGGCGACUCAAACGCUUCGUACACCUUUGCACAAUUGCUAAGAACAGGGCAAGGAGUGUCUCCAGACGUAACAAGAGCAGGCCAAAUAAUGACAGAGCUCUCAAUGAAAGGCCACCCAUAUGCUCAGUUCACACUCGCUGGAAUGUACUACAGUGGUAUGGGGAUGGAACAAAACUUCAAUAGGGCAUUCACGUUAUACAAAGUGAGCUCUCAAAACUUUAUUCCUGAGGCUUACAACAUCUUAGGGGAGAUGUACAAGAAUGGGCAGGGUGUUGCUGAAGAUAUGACUGAAGCUGUAGCCUGCUACAAAAAAGGAGCAGAACUGGGUGACCCUAUGGCCCAUUUGUCCCUGGGUGUGUGCUACACUCACGGUAAGGGUGUGGAGGAGUCCAUGCUCAAAGCAUUUGAGCACCAUACUGAAGCAAGCAAAUCAGGUCACCCCAUUGCUCUCUACAACCUGGGAGGACACUACUUUGCUGGUAAAGGAGUGGAGCAGAGCUUUGAGAAAGCAUCUGAGAGUUUCCAACAAGCAGCGAACAUUGGAUUUGCACCAGCUCAGGUAAACCUUGGCAACAUGUACUACAAUGGUCUGGGGGUAACCAAGGACAAAGCCAAGGCUAAGGAACUGUACAAACUGGCAGCUGACAGAGACAAGAAUGCAAAGGCACUUCUCGAAGAGAUUGAGGCAGAAGAGAAGAAAGAAGGAGGAAACAGUUAGGACAGAUUCUGAAUUAUUAUGAUUUAUAUGCAUGCCAUACCUUGCAUUAAUUCUUUAAUUUCUGGGCAUUUGAAUUAAUAAUCAUGACUCAAUUAUGCAAAUAAA
Halichondria panicea is the source of this 1361-nucleotide messenger RNA. RefSeq names its product putative beta-lactamase HcpC. Gene Ontology annotation, cellular component: endoplasmic reticulum membrane. Gene Ontology annotation, molecular function: protein binding. Lineage: Eukaryota; Metazoa; Porifera; Demospongiae; Suberitida; Halichondriidae. Gene Ontology annotation, biological process: ERAD pathway. The transcript has 9 exons. The coding region runs from base 54 to 1256 and encodes 400 amino acids. The record is from RefSeq and is a predicted model, not a curated record.